AUGGGCCUGAUCGAUUGGGCAAGUCUACUUGUGUUGGGGGUAAUCCCUCUCGUUCUCGCGACCGAAACCAAAUCCUGCUGGCGAGAUGUGACAUGCACAGGACCAACACGAGCAAUGUUCAAUGGCCCCUGGGACAAGAACAUCUACGCGCCUGACUCACGAACUGUGCGUCCAGAGUCGACGCUUCCAGAGUUGAAGAAAAGUGCUAUCACGAACUUCCAACGCCCAGCGACGGCGACUUUGCAGGGAAAUGGAUCACUCGUGGUCUUUGAUUUUGGCAUCGAAGUCGGUGGUAUCGUUCACAUGGACUACGAGUCAACGGGCCAAGGUGCCAUCGGACUCGCAUUUACCGAAGCCAAGAAUUGGAUCGGAGAAUGGUCUGACUCCUCCAACAGUCUGUAUCAUGACGGUGCGCUGUAUACGAAUUUCUCUGCCGCAGGAAGCCAUAAGUAUGUCAUGCCGGAUCAACAUCUUCGAGGCGGCUUCCGGUAUCUCACGCUCUUCCUCCUCACCGACAAUCAUGCAGAGGUAGAACUCAAGGACAUCAAUGUGGAAAUCAGCUUUCAGCCGACAUGGUCUGAUCUUCGCGCUUAUCAAGGGUAUUUCCAUUGCAGCGAUGAACUACUCAAUCGUAUUUGGUAUAGUGGCGCAUACACCCUCCAGGCCAACGAAGUGCCAGUCAAUACAGGGCGCAUUACGCAUGGACUAAAGUCUGGAUGGCUCAAUAACGGCACUCUGGGACCCGGAGACACCAUCAUUGUCGACGGCGCCAAGCGAGAUCGAGCUGUUUGGCCAGGAGACAUGGGUAUUGCGGUGCCCUCGGCGUUCGUGAGUCUAGGCAACCUGGAAAGUGUGAAGAAUGCGCUGCAGAUCAUGUACGAUACUCAGGCUUCGAGUGGCGCGUUCGAUGAGUCUGGUCCUCCAUUGAGUCAGAAGGGAUCGGACACUUAUCAUAUGUGGUCGAUGAUUGGUACCUACAAUUACGUGCUAUAUACCAACGACACAGUCUUCUUGUCGAGGAAUUGGGACAAGUAUCUUGCCGCUAUGAACUUCAUCUACGGCAAGGUCACCUAUCCAAGCGGCCUGAUGAAUGUGACAGGUCUGCGUGAUUGGGCACGUUGGCAACAAGGCUACAACAAUUCUGAGGCUCAGAUGAUUCUCUACCAUACGCUACAAACGGGAAGUUCAUUAGCCACCUGGAUGGAGGAGGCCAAUCUCACUCAAACAUGGACUUCAAGAGCCAAGGAUCUCAGAGCGGCGAUCAACAUGCACUGCUGGGAUUAUUCAUUCGGGGCUUUCAAAGACAAUGCCACCGACACCACGCUCCACCCACAAGAUGCCAACAGCAUGGCCAUCCUGUUUGGAGUCGUGGACGCAGACCGCGCGGCUCGGAUCUCUGACAAGCUGCUUCUCAAUUGGACCCCAAUCGGUGCUGUUGCACCCGAGCUCCCGGAGAACAUCGCCUCAUUCAUCUCUUCUUUUGAGAUUCAGAGUCACUUCAAAGUUGGUCGGUCUUCUCGCGCCCUCGAUUUGAUCCGUCGCAGUUGGGGCUGGUACAUGAACAACCCAAACGGCACCGAGAGUACCGUUAUCGAAGGCUAUCUUGCGAAUGGAACAUUCGGAUACAGAAGUAGUCGCGGAUAUGGUUAUGACGAUUCGUACGUCUCACAUGCGCAUGGCUGGUCCUCUGGACCGACGUCUGCAUUAACCAAUUUCAUCGUGGGUCUUGAUGUCACUUCACCACUGGGCAAGACGUGGAGUUUUGCUCCGCAGUUUGCGGACCUCCAAUAUGCCGAGGCAGGCUUCUCUACAUCCUUGGGAAAGUUUCAGGCGAGUUGGAGAUUGAAGGGGUACGGGUAUGAUGUGAAGCUUUCGGUUCCCAAGGGUACCCGGGGGACUGUAACUUUACCUUUUGCCCAUGAGGGCAUGGAGCCUUCAAUCACCGUCAACAAUCGCCAGAUUCGUACCGGAUUGAAGGUCGAGUACGAUACCGUUUCCUUUGAUGUCAAUCAGGGAGGCUCCUUCAAAAUCAUGGUUAAAUGA
Penicillium diatomitis is the source of this 2043-nucleotide messenger RNA. RefSeq names its product putative alpha-L-rhamnosidase B. The record is from RefSeq and is a predicted model, not a curated record. Gene Ontology annotation, biological process: carbohydrate metabolic process. NCBI's taxonomy places the organism in Eukaryota, Fungi, Ascomycota, Eurotiomycetes, Eurotiales, Aspergillaceae. The coding region runs from base 1 to 2043 and encodes 680 amino acids. The transcript is spliced from 3 exons.